UUUUGCACCAACUUUGGUCACCCAGUGGCUUUCCCAACGGUCUUACUCUGGGUUGACUUCAUCGAGGACGUUGUUUCCUGCACAGGCCCUCAAGACUUUGGCAACUCUUCCCUGGUUCAUUGUAUCCCUUUCUUGUCCGGUCUCCCCUAUUUUCUCCCUUGCUCUGGCGACAAGAUACCCACACGUCACCGGUUCACUUUCACACACACUUGUAAAACAUGCACAACCUACCCACGAUAAUAUCAUGUACAGCCAGUCGGCAGCCUACGUCGCCCUCGAAAUCACAACGGCGCUCGACUGCUUUUACAAAGUUCAGACGAUAUUCAACCGCAGAACAAAAGUUGCGUGACGGUAGGAAGAAAACGUCAAUUAGUCGACUUGCACGGAAGCACUGGGAGAAAAAGGAAAAAAUGUCUUGUGUAGGUAAAACCGGUUACGGACUUCGUCGACAGCCCCUUCAUGAUGUCCCCUUCAAAAGAAGAAAAACGUGCGCCAGCUCCAGCGAAAGACAAAGAUUACAGAGAUUGAAAAAGGAAGCAUUUCACGAGUUGGAUAAGCAAAUACGAAGAGAGCAGAUGGCGAUUGUUCAAAGGAUACGAUACUUGGAUUCUCUACCAGCAAGAGAUCGCGAAAUAUUAUUGCAAGCUGAGAUGGAAGUCGAACAAGAGGACAAGGACAUUAAAAGCGAAGACGAUUUCCAUGAAAUUCUAGAAGACAUCUGCGCAAUCGACAUCGCCGAGGAUGACUAUACUGAAGUUUUACAGUUUGAGUACGAUGAGAAUAUGAACACAACUCAUUGGAACUCGGAAUCUUUUGAGAUAGCGAUGGGUGGACCAGGUGAUCUAUUCUGAGGGAUCACAUCAUAUGUAGCGUGCAUUUUGUAGAUAUUUUCGUACAUUCGUUGUCUGUUAAAAUAUGCAUAUAAGCUGGGGAUCAGACGUUAGCUGCUGGUGGUUGUCUGCGGUUGAAGGGGAAAGAAAGGCUAAGGACUUAAUGUCCCUGAAACCAAGUGCGACAAAGCCUCGCCGGCACAUCAUCGGGUUCAUUGGUAGAACUGCCAGAUCUGCAUCGCUUGAACAGUCCCCUCCUUACCGGA
Messenger RNA from Spizellomyces punctatus DAOM BR117, 1096 nucleotides. RefSeq lists its product as uncharacterized. The record is from RefSeq and is a predicted model, not a curated record. Lineage: Eukaryota; Fungi; Chytridiomycota; Chytridiomycetes; Spizellomycetales; Spizellomycetaceae. The transcript is spliced from 3 exons. Bases 219 to 851 code for a protein of 210 amino acids.